This is a messenger RNA of Bactrocera oleae (olive fruit fly), 1719 nucleotides long. Lineage: Eukaryota; Metazoa; Arthropoda; Insecta; Diptera; Tephritidae. The record is from the annotation of a RefSeq genome assembly.
AUUUGUAGAAUUAGAUUUUUAAUUUUAAUUAUAGUUAGAAUUAAUUUUUUUUUAUUAAGACUUUUUUUUUUAUUAAAUGAUUAUUCUGUAUUUUUGGAAUGAGAAGUUGUUAGUUUAAAUUCUGUGAGAAUUGUUAUAACUUUUUUAUUCGAUUGAAUGAGAUUAUUGUUUAUAUCUUUUGUUUUAUUAAUUGCUUCGUUGGUAAUUUAUUAUAGAAAGGAAUAUAUGAGAGAGGACAAAAAUAUUAAUCGAUUUAUUAUAUUAGUGCUUAUGUUUGUAUUAUCAAUAAUGUUGUUAAUUAUUAGUCCUAAUAUAAUUAGAAUUUUAUUAGGAUGAGAUGGGUUGGGAUUAGUUUCUUAUUGUUUGGUAAUUUAUUUUCAAAAUGUUAAGUCAUAUAAUGCUGGGAUAUUAACAGUACUAUCUAAUCGAAUUGGAGAUGUAGCUUUUUUAUUAGCAAUUGCUUGAAUAUUAAAUUAUGGGAGAUGAAAUUAUAUUUUUUAUUUAGAAACUAUAAAACAUAGAAUGGAGAUAGAAAUUAUUGGGGGGUUAAUUAUAUUAGCAGCUAUAACUAAGAGAGCUCAAAUUCCUUUUUCAUCUUGAUUGCCAGCUGCUAUGGCUGCUCCUACUCCAGUUUCUGCUUUAGUUCAUUCUUCAACUUUAGUAACUGCUGGUGUUUAUUUAUUAAUUCGUUUUAAUGUUUUAUUAAGAGGUAGAUGAUUGGGAGAUUUAUUGUUAUUAUUAUCUGGAUUAACUAUAUUUAUAGCUGGGUUAGGAGCUAAUUUUGAAUUUGAUUUAAAGAAGAUUAUUGCAUUAUCUACUCUUAGACAGUUGGGAUUAAUAAUAAGAAUUUUAUCUAUAGGAUUUUAUAAACUUGCUUUUUUUCAUUUAUUAACUCAUGCUUUAUUUAAGGCUUUGUUGUUUAUGUGUGCUGGGGCUAUUAUUCAUAAUAUAAAUAAUUCACAGGAUAUUCGGUUAAUAGGAGGGCUAAGUGUUUAUAUGCCUUUGACUUCAGGAUGUUUUAAUGUAGCUAAUUUGGCUUUAUGUGGUAUACCCUUUUUAGCUGGGUUUUAUUCUAAGGAUAUGAUUUUAGAAAUUGUUUCUUUAAGAAAUAUUAAUAUAUUUUCUUUUUUUUUAUAUUUUUUUUCUACUGGGUUAACAGUUUGUUAUUCUUUUCGGUUAGUAUAUUAUUCUAUAACUGGGGAGCUGAAUUGUGGUUCUUUAAAUAUGCUUAGUGAUGAGGGUUGAAUCAUGUUACGUGGCAUAAGUGGGCUAUUAAUUAUGAGAAUUAUUGGGGGUAGAAUGUUGAAUUGAUUAAUUUUUUCAACUCCUUAUAUAAUUUGUUUACCUAGUUAUUUGAAGUUAUUGACUUUGUUUGUUUGUGUUAUAGGAGGGGUAUUUGGGUAUUUAAUUUCAGAUGUUUCUUUAUUUUAUUUUAAUAAGUCUUUACAUAAUUAUUUGGUAAGUUAUUUUUUUGGUUCGAUGUGAUUUAUGCCUUAUAUUUCUACUUAUGGGAUUAUUAAUUAUUCUUUGAUUUUAGGGGGAAGAGUUUGUAAAUCAUUUGAUCAAGGUUGAUCGGAAUUUUUAGGGGGUCAGAAUUUAUAUAAUAAUUUAGUUAGUUAUUCUCGGCAUGUAUUUGUUAUACAUAAUAAUAGUUUGAAGAUUUAUUUAUUAUUAUUUGUUUUGUGAAUUAUUAUUUUAUUUUUUUUUUUGAUAUUUUAA